Messenger RNA from Glycine soja, 937 nucleotides. Its product is annotated as UPF0678 fatty acid-binding protein-like protein At1g79260. Lineage: Eukaryota; Viridiplantae; Streptophyta; Magnoliopsida; Fabales; Fabaceae. The transcript has 4 exons. The record is from RefSeq and is a predicted model, not a curated record. The coding region runs from base 102 to 608 and encodes 168 amino acids.
GACAAGUCAAGCCAAGCCAAAACAAAAAAUCCGAAGAGCCCCAUUUCGGAUUGCAGAACAAUACAGUCACAGAAACAUUUUCCAAAGAAAAAGCAAAAAAAAUGAAUGCAAAAACGAAUUCUUCGGCGCCGGAAACAUCGCCGCCGGUGAUCCACCCGGCAGUGGCACCACUCUCCUACCUUCUGGGAACAUGGAGAGGCCAAGGAGAAGGAGGGUUCCCCACUAUCAACUCCUUCUCCUAUGGCGAAGAGCUUCACUUCUCUCAUUCCCCCAACAAGCCUGUGAUAGGGUACACUCAGAAGACAUGGAAACUCAGCUCUGGAGAGCCUAUGCAUGCUGAGAGUGGAUACUGGCGUCCUAAACCAGAUGGCACCAUUGAAGUUGUGAUUGCUCAAAGCAAUGGUCUUGUGGAGGUUCAGAAAGGGACAUACAGUGCUGAAGAGAAAAUGAUACACCUUCAAAGUGAAAUAGUGGGGAAUGCCUCUAAGGUUAAAGAGAUAAGAAGAUGUUUCCAGCUGGUUGAUGGGAAUCUUUGUUAUGACGUUCAGAUGGCUACCAAUACAAUAACUCUUCAACCACACUUGAAAGCAUCACUGAAGAAGCUCUAAAGCAAACAUCUUCCUCGAUUGCUUGCAGAAGGAUGUCAAUGAGUAUAUGGAGCCAUCCAAUGUGACUCUUUUUAAAGAGCAAUUUAGGUCACCUUGAUAAUUUUCUGCCAAUUGGCAAAAUGAUCUCCUUUACAAAUUACAACCUAUAUGCAAGGUUCUGUCUGACAUGUUCACAAGUCUUGUAUACAAGGUCUUCAAGACCUAAUGUUUGAAGAACCCGACAUGAAUUAAUUUAAUCAAUUUAUUGGAAGCAGCCAAGCAGAAAAUAUUCUGUUUGUACAUCAUAAUUCAUAUAUAAUAAUACAUGCUUUAUAUUAACUUCGUUGUUU